UAUACUGGAUCCGACGCCGGUGCACGCCACUCAGACCACUGGGAUCGAAAAAAUAAAUAAUUUAAAGUGAAGUGACUCAUUGGUUAAACAUGGAAAUCAAAGUUUUCUUUUUAAUUUUCGCGGCUACAUUUGCUAGCAGCUUUGAUAUUGAUAAAAGUCAAGUUGUCAAUAUUUUGAACAUUACUCGAGCAACUCGAAUAAGUAUAGAACCUACAAAUUACGAUGUGAGCAGAAACCGGCUGCUCGGAAACAGCCCUUCAAUUGGUGUUGUGUCGAAAAAUUACGAGUUGAGCAGACGACUCGGCAACGGCAAUUCGUAUGCGGGCAGCUACGGGCAGUACUACCCGAACGGACCAGGGGGGUAUUACCCAGGCGGGAACUACCCAGGCGGGAACUACCAGGGGUAUAACCCGGGUCUGGCGGGGCCGCCGGGCGCGCACCCUGGAUGUCCGCUGUGCGAUUCGUCGGUCUACAGCUACUGUUCAUACAAGCAAGCCCAUGAUGCGUGCUGUUGUGACAAUCCCUCGUACAUGCCGUUCACAUGCCGCAAGUCGAGCUGCGGGUUCCUGUACGCGAACUCCUGCCAGGAGUACAACCUGAUCUCCAGCUGCUGCUGCGUCGACCUGUACAAGAACGGCGGGGUGCCUCCUGUGCAGCCACCGAUUCCUGUUGUUGCCUAAACGACUCCCAACAUCUAGUCGACAUCAACCUAUUACAAAAUAUCAAACACAAUGAGGUCUAUCGCUUUUAGCGCUUACCAGUUGGCGCCACUGUAGAGGUCCUGGUACUCCUGGUCUUCUUGUCACUUUACUUGCGUGAAUCGGCAGGAGAAAUAUCACAUUUGCACUCACCAGGAUGGCGCUUUAGAAUAAGGUCCUGUCACUCACCAGUGGUGCUAACUGAUAAGUAGAAUGAUCCCGGCGGCACUGUAUACAGGGUGUUAGUUAGGUAAAUGGGUAUUUGAGCCGA
This is a messenger RNA of Ostrinia furnacalis (Asian corn borer), 969 nucleotides long. RefSeq lists its product as uncharacterized. The transcript is spliced from 6 exons. NCBI's taxonomy places the organism in Eukaryota, Metazoa, Arthropoda, Insecta, Lepidoptera, Crambidae. The record is from RefSeq and is a predicted model, not a curated record. Bases 90 to 680 code for a protein of 196 amino acids.